Molecule: messenger RNA, 3256 nt
Organism: Haplochromis burtoni (Burton's mouthbrooder)
Lineage: Eukaryota; Metazoa; Chordata; Actinopteri; Cichliformes; Cichlidae
Gene: dcp2
Product: decapping mRNA 2
Exons: 9
Coding region: 1689-2660 (323 amino acids)
Biological process (GO): nuclear-transcribed mRNA catabolic process, nonsense-mediated decay; deadenylation-dependent decapping of nuclear-transcribed mRNA
Cellular component (GO): cytoplasm; P-body
Molecular function (GO): 5'-(N(7)-methylguanosine 5'-triphospho)-[mRNA] hydrolase activity; RNA binding; manganese ion binding
Source: RefSeq, a predicted model, not a curated record
UGUUGUAUACUCAUUCACUGCAAUGGCUGUGAAUUCUUUUCCUCUGUUUUAGCCACCGUGUUAAUUAGUGACAGUAUUGUAUUUGUAUGUUGAGAUCUGGUAGCACUUAGAGAAAACAACUCCUCAAUAUGGCAAAAAAUCUCAGCAAGUGGUGUGGUAAUUAGUGUGGAAGUGGAAUAUUGUUAUUCUGUGGACCCUAUCGUUUUGGUACUUGAUUCUUAAGGAAAUCUGGAUAGUAGAUUCUAGGAUGGGUCUUAGUUUAUUUGAAAACGUUUUCUAAACUUCCAGUAUAAAAAAUGGUAUUGACUGCAACAGAUUCUUAUAAUUUAAAUGGUAAAUAAUGUUCCUGGGUUUGUAGUGGGCAGAAAAAUGUAUUAAAUAUUUGGCAGGUGCUUUUUGUUUGAGGAAUUAAAAUCCUCUUUUUAGGUUAGCAUGCAUCACACAAUGACUAUAGAUGCGUAGUAAUGUGGUUUGGCUUCUACAUCAAAAUUGCUACAGGCCUGCUGUGCUAUGUUUUUCAUACAAAACCUAGAAGCCAUGCUAUAAUUGGGAUGCUAUAACAAUAUGUAGUAUAAAAAUGUUGUUGCAUUACUGUGUCUGCAGUAAUGCAACGCUGCUAUGAUGUCUGAGAUGUUGCGAUGAGGUAGGUUCAUGGCUGGUAGUUGGAUAGGGCCAGUCCAUUCUGGGAAUCCUUGAGUGUCGGGACUUUCCGGCCUUCAGUUAGCCAUUCUGUUUGUGUCUCAUCCAUUAGCAGCUGGUUCAUUUAUGCUGCCAGGCACUCAUGAAGCACAGUUAGCUUCUUAAGCCUGUAGGUGUGGAUCAUGUCUGCGCCUGGUGCUAUCCAACUCUUAAUGCUUGAGUCUUUCUUGGAUGUCUCCCACUGUGAUAUGGAUAAUGGACCCUGUUCAGGGAUAUGUAUCAAUUCAUUUCAAAGCCUUUAUUGUCACUGCAUUUGAAAACACAAUGACAUUUGAAUCACAUCACCCGGUUGGCAACCAAACACACCCAGAUAUGUGUCUCACAUGUAAGCAGUGUGAACAAAUAAAUAAACAAAAAGUAGGAAAAAGAUUAAUUUAAAUGUGCAUUGUAAUAAAUACUAAAAAUGAAUAUUUAAAAAAUCUCCACUUUAUUCAUAUUGAGAACAGAUUUGACACAGUAAAGUGAUUACACUGACUGUAGUUAUUGCACUUGAACUGUUUUUGUGUAGUUGUUUUUAUUCAGGGUUAUUGCAUGUGGGAAUAAACUUUUGAGCCUACUGGUUCUCGUCUUCAGAGACCUAAGGGCAACAUUUGGAACAGGUUAUGGCCUGGAUGUGAAGAGCCAGUGACGAUUUUUAUGCCCCUGCUGAUGUAGUGUUUAACUGCAAUUUGCCGAAAGGAUGAGAGGUGGCAGCCAGUGACUUUUUUUGUGUGCUGUGUUUAUGAUGUGCUGUAGUCUUCUUUUUUUUUUUUGUCUGUGGAUGAGGAGCUUGCAUACCACACUGUGAUGCAGUAUGAUAGCAGCCUCUCACCAGUAGCUCCGGCUGCAACUUGUUUCUCUUCAGGACUCUAGGGAAGUGCCAGCACUGCUGAGCUUUCUUCACUGUGGCGGUGGUGUGAGCAGUCCAGGAGAUGUUCUCUGCUAGGUGGGUUCCUAGGAGUCGGAAAUCCUGGACCCUUUCUACGGUCUCCGUUGAUGUAUAAAGGGAGAUGGUCUGCUCUGUACUCCCUGAAAUCAUUGAUGACUUCCUUCUUUUUCUUUGUGUUGAAGGUGAGGCUGUUCACAGAGCACCAGGUGGACAGCCUCUGGAUGAGUCCAACUAUGUUGGUGUCAUCUGUGAAAUCUAUUAUGAAGUACUGCUUGUUCAGGGCUACCUUGCAAAAUCUGGUUGGGGCUUUCCAAAGGGGAAGGUUAAUGAGGAUGAAGCGCCAAAUGACUGUGCAGUUCGUGAAGUGUUGGAGGAGACGGGUUUUGACAUCAAGAACCGUAUCUGCAAAGAUGUUUACAUAGAGCAGAAAAUCACUGACCAACUAGUGCGGCUCUACAUCAUACCAGGAGUGUCCAAGGAUACAAAAUUCAACCCCAAAACUAGAAAAGAGAUAAGGAACAUUGAAUGGUUUCCUAUUGAGAAGCUUCCCUGUCACAGGAAUGACAUGACACCAAAGUCUAAACUUGGACUUGCCCCAAACAGGUUUUUCAUGGCCAUUCCAUUUAUAAGACCACUGCGAGACUGGAUUAGCCGGAGGAAAGGCGAGUCAACAGACAGUGAUGAGGACUUUGCAAACAUCAGCAACAUUCGGUCAAAAUCUCGUCACCUCACAGGUAGCGAUGCCUUUCCAGGAGAGAGCUGGACAAAACACAAGCAGCAGAAAACUUUGAGCCAGUUUGAACUGAACCAGAAACCAAAUGUGAAAGGCAAUGGGAAGAAAUUUCAAGACUUGCCUUAUAUGAAGAAAGGCUCUUGUGACAAUGGAGCCAGCAACCAGCAGGUGAAAACCAUAUUAAAGGAAGAUAAAAGACUUCAACCGCGAAGACUACAAGACAGUUUUGAAAGAGAUGCAGCUCCAAGCAGCUCCUGCGGUCAUCAAGAGAGUAGAGAUUAUGAGCCAAUGCUGUCCUCUAAGGCUUUCCUACAUUUCAGAUUUGACAGAGACGCCAUCAUGAAGAGUUUCGAUUACUGAUAUCGUUGAUGCUGAUCUGUGCCUCCUCUGUAACGUCAAACCUUGAACUCAAGAGACAUUCUAAAUUAAGGAUAUGAGUAAACAAGGGAUAUUAAGGAUGUAACUAAACCAUCUCCUUCUCAUCUUGACUUGCUUUUUAUGUGCAUGUGUGUUGCCUUUCUCACUUCAGAGUAAGUUUUCCUGAAAGAAGUAAACCAUAGUAGAGGACUACGCAGGUAAAUCAGUAACUUUUUACAGGUAAAUGAUGUUUUGAAAACAUUUACUUUGAACUUUUAAGUACAUUUAUGAUGACAGUAAAAAGUGGGAAAUUAAUCCUUAGUGCAUUUGGCCAGCGAAUCUUUUUUUGAAUCUGUCAUGUUAUAUUUUGGUUUUAAGCUAUAAUAUAUUCAGAUAAUAGCUUCCUCCAGUCAUUCAGUUAAGUAGCAAACAUUUUCUGCACGGUGUCUUUUAACAGUGAAACUGGCUUAAUGAUAUUACAGUGUUCUUCCUUUUUUUUUCCUCUCAAGAAACUUUAGAUUUUAUGCAGAAAUAUAGAACUUUGUAUAACAUCUUUGAAUAAUGACUUGGGAAAGAAAUAAAGUUGUCUUUAGAUUGAA